CGUGCGCCGUGCUCCGCGCGGGGGCCGCUGGGAGCGCGAGGAUGGUGGCCGGCGCCUUCCCGAUUGCCAAGCUGCUCUACCUGGGCGUUCGGCAGCUCUCCAAGCCCCUGGCCGCGCGCAUCAAGGACGGGGCCCGCGCGAGCCCCUUCUUCCGCCAGUACAUCUGCGGGCCCCCCGCGCAACUGUACCACUGGGUGGAGAUGAGAGCCAAGAUGCGUAUCAUGGGCUUCCGGGGCGCCGCCAUCAAGCCGCUGAACGAGGAGGCGGCUGCCGAACUGGGGGCGGAACUGCUGGGCGAAGCCAUCGUCUUUGGGGUGGGGGGGCUGUGCAUCUUCCUGGAGUACUCCCGCCAAGCCACCAACAGCAGGAAGAAGGAGGACGAGCUGAGCAGCACCCUUGAGAGCCUGCAGGAGCAGGUGGCCGAGCUGAACUUGACUGUGGAGACACUGGACGCCCGGCUGCGGGAGGUCAACCGGGUCCUCGUGGAGGUCUCUGCCUCCCCCAAGAAAUAACGGUGCUCUCUUGGGGAUGGCGGGCAGAGAGAGAGAGAGAGGCGGCUUCCUAAAACUGCGCUCGACUGCCGGCUGCACUGUGAGGUUCCCCCUUACUGGAUGGCGAAGGGAGCCGUGGGGAUCCUAGCGUACGCAGCAGGAUUCGGGGUGCAAAAGCCCCGCGUCCCAACGUACCCUGUGGUGCUGAGUUUCUUGGCCUUCUCCCAGCGUGUAAAUACUGAAUCUAUUAAAAACAAACAAACCGCAGAGAAAAAGCUCUCUCCUUAGCCUCGCUGAUCGUGGGGAGAAGCUGCAAAGGCAGCGGGUGGGUGUUGGGACUCCUGCAUGGCAGGGGGUUGGACUAGAUGACCGCUGGGGGUACCCUCCAACUACAGUUGGCCAUCAGUCAGGGGUUCUUUAGCCCUGGUUAACUCUGUGUUAUAUUGGGUGGUGUGUUCAUGGUGGUAACCCUGACCUGUAGAGGGCAAAGCCUCCCGUUUUCUGGCAUGUGUUAAUCUAUAGCAUAAACAUUUCCCAUAUUCUGGCAGUGGGGAGAGAGAACCGAUGCCCUGUGGCCAUGGAUUUAAAAACACUGCCAGGGCAUGUCCUGCUUUUCAGCACUGAGAUGGUGCAGCGAUCUUCUUUUCCGCCAUUUACGGAGCUGGGGUUUUGGGGAGGUGGUCUGGGAGCUGCUUUCAGGUUCCUCCAAGUUUCAGUCCCCAAGUACAGUGGUUUGGGGAAUUCCACUAACAUGUAGGAAUCAAGCAGAGCAAAUCCAUCCACGGUCUUUGAGAGAGGACAGGGUGUUUGGGGAGAGGGUGGCACAGUUUUGGCCUCCAACCGAGGCCCUCUCAACGUGCCCUAAAACAGCUUUUCCCCAGCCUGGCAUUCUCUGCUGCCUUUUGGGUUACGACUCCCAGCAACCUCUUCCUGACCCUCCCAAGAAGGGGUGAAAACUUUCAGCACCCAAUCCCAAAGGUGAUCA
This is a messenger RNA of Zootoca vivipara (common lizard), 1476 nucleotides long. RefSeq names its product outer mitochondrial membrane lipid metabolism regulator OPA3 (gene OPA3). The record is from RefSeq and is a predicted model, not a curated record. Gene Ontology annotation, biological process: regulation of lipid metabolic process. Gene Ontology annotation, cellular component: mitochondrion. Lineage: Eukaryota; Metazoa; Chordata; Lepidosauria; Squamata; Lacertidae.